UUCUACAAAGAUAUCGGACUGUGAGUUUGUUUCUAAUGCAAUUCACAAUAAUGACCUUGUGGAUGGACUCUCAGAAUACGUUAGUGAGACAGAAUAUAAUGAGGUUAAUAAUGGGCUUCUACAACUCAUCAUUUAUCCCCAGGGAAGGCCAGGUGGGCCUAGGCCACUGCUUCUGUUAAAAAUAAACUAAAAUAACACUUGUAAGGUGAUACAUAUUCUUGCAAUAAAUAAAGCCAGCAAAGGCAGAUCUGUGUGUCUAUAUAUACAUGAACUGCUGAUUCGAUUUGAACACCCCAUUUCUCCGAUUCAAUAACUUCAGUUGCAAAACUUCUAUCUCCGAUUGCGGCAAUUUCAUAGCUAACUCUUUGUUAUACACAGCUGAAAUGGCAGAGCCAGAGUCUUCUCGUUCUAUACCAGAAUGGACCUAUGAUGUCUUCUUGAGUUUUAGAGGAGAAGACACUCGCAAGACAUUUACAGAUCAUCUAUAUGCUGCCUUAGUCCAAGCAAAAAUCCACACUUUUCGAGAUGAUGAUGAACUUCCUAGAGGAGAAGAAAUCUCCGAUCAUGUCCUCAGGGCUAUUCAAGAAUCAAAGAUAUCCAUAGUUGUCUUCUCAAAAGGAUAUGCUUCUUCUAGAUGGUGUCUCGAUGAACUAGUAGAGAUUCUGAAGUGUAAAAGGAAGAAAACCGGUCAGAUUGUUCUUCCUAUAUUCUAUGACAUUGAUCCUUUAGAUGUGAGAAAACAGACUGGCAGAUUUGCAGAAGCAUUUGUUAAACAUGAAGAGCGUUUUGAAGAGAAGCUGGUGAAGGAGUGGAGAAAAGCUCUUAAGGAGGCAGGAAAUCUAUCUGGAUGGAAUCUCAAUGAUAUGGCAAAUGGGCCUGAAGCAAAUUUUGUCAAAGAGAUUAUCAAGGAUGUGUUGAAUAAAUUAGGACCCAAGCACUUAUAUGUUCCUGAGCACCUAGUAGGUAUGGAUCGGCUUUCUCGCAAUAUUUUUUACUUUCUAAGUACUGCAAUAGAUGAUGUACAAAUUGUGGGCAUACAUGGGAUGCUAGGAAUAGGAAAGACGACUAUAGCAAAAGUUGUAUUUAAUCAACUCUGCAAUGGAUUCGAGGGAAGCUGUUUUCUUUCGGAUAUAAAUGAAAAAUCAAAACAAUUCAAUGGUCUGGCUCUUUUACAAGAGCAACUUCUUCAUAAUAUUUUAAAACAAGAUGUUGCUAACAUCAAUUGUGUCGAUAGAGGAAAGGUUCUGAUCAAAGAGCGACUUUGUCGCAAAAGAGUUCUUCUUGUUGCUGAUGAUGUGGCUCGUCAGGACCAGCUAAAUGCUUUGAUGGGAGAGCGAAGUUGGUUUGGUCCCGGAAGUAGAGUAAUUAUUACAACAAGAGAUUCAAAUCUUCUUCGUGAAGCAGAUCAAACAAAUCGGAUCGAAGAAUUGGAACCAGAUGAGGCCCUUCAGCUUUUCAGCUGGCAUGCCUUUAAGGACACCAAGCCAGCAAAAGAUUAUAUUGAGCUUUCAAAGAAAGCAGUUGAUUACUGUGGAGGACUUCCUUUUGCUCUUGAGGUUAUAGGAGCUCGUCUGUCCGGGAAAAACAGAGUUACGUGGGAAAGUGAAAUUGACAACUUGAGCAGAAUUCCAAACCAAGACAUUCAAGGAAAGCUUCUAACAAGUUAUCACGCACUUGAUGGUGAACUACAAAGAGCAUUCCUUGAUAUUGCAUGCUUCUUUAUUGGUAAAGAGAAAGAAUACGUCGCAAAACUGCUAGGAGCCCGUUGCGGUUACAAUCCAGAAGUUGUUUUGGAAACUCUCCAUGAAAGGUCUAUGAUUAAAGUAUUGGGAGAGACGGUAACCAUGCAUGAUCUAUUACGAGACAUGGGAAGGGAGGUCGUUCGUGAAUCGUCUCCAAAAGAACCUGGAUAGAGGACCAGAAAUUGGAAUCAAGAGGAUGCAUGGAAUGUGCUUGAGCAGCUGAAGGAAAUAUCAUGUUGGAUUUUGCUGAUGACAAACUUAAUCCUAGAGAUUGCAUCUGCGGUUUUUGACCAGACGGGUUAUGCAUUAAUUGGCAUGGUGUUGGCAUUUGUAGCUUUGCUUCUUGCUGCCGUUGAACUCAUUCACAUGGCUCGAAAGGAAAGAACUAAACGGGUGGGCCUAUUGCCACCUUUUAUUCUCCAUGCAACUAGAAAGCCUGUUGGCUGGUGCUGUCUGGCAAUGUGUUUAUUCGACUGUGGAGUAUAUGUAUACUCGUCAGAAGAAAGAUAAUCCAAUUAAGAUGUGUCUUUUACCUUUCAUUUUCUUAUUAUGCGUGGCGAUUUCCAAAUUAUUAGUCGACAAGAGUUCCGUUGUAAAUAGUUCUUAGCAAUAGUAUUUUCUUUGAACUAGAAGGAAUUUCUAGUAUUGUGUUCUAAGGACUCUUUUUAGUGGGAAUGAGUCAAAGAUUUUGAUUCCUAGAUUUUCUUAUCGAAGACCCAGACUUGUAAUGCAAUUAAGACACUAUAUUUUAGACAGUGAGCAUGAGUUGAUGUGGACAA
Populus trichocarpa (black cottonwood) is the source of this 2521-nucleotide messenger RNA. Its product is annotated as disease resistance protein RUN1. Lineage: Eukaryota; Viridiplantae; Streptophyta; Magnoliopsida; Malpighiales; Salicaceae. The coding region runs from base 384 to 1913 and encodes 509 amino acids. The transcript is spliced from 4 exons. Gene Ontology annotation, biological process: defense response; signal transduction. Gene Ontology annotation, molecular function: ADP binding. The record is from RefSeq and is a predicted model, not a curated record.